GAUUACCUGCAUGAUGAGACAAGGCAAUCAAACAAGCAUCAGAGAGUUUGUGCUUCUGGGUUUCUCCAGAGAACAAGGAAUCAACAUCCUGCUCUUCAUAUUUGUCCUCUGUAUGUACCUCAUCACCCUGGCAGGGAACACACUCAUUAUUGUGGCUACCUGCAUAGAUCCACGACUCAACACACCAAUGUACUUCUUCCUGUCUAAUCUGUCUUUCCUGGAUAUCUGCUACACAACUAGUGUGGUGCCACAGUUGCUGGUCCAUUCCCUGAGCAGCCACAAAAAGAUCUCAUUCAUCCGUUGCAUGACUCAGCUUUACAUUGCUUUCUUGCUGGGAACAACUGAAUUUAUCCUAUUGGCAGUGAUGGCCUAUGACAGGUAUACGGCAGUUUGCCACCCGUUGCAUUACAAGAUCAUAAUGAGCAGGAAAGUAUGCAUCCAAUUGAUGAUGGUUUCCUGGAUCUCUGGCUUUACCAAUGCUUUGGUUCAUACUUUGUUCACCCUGUGCCUUCACUACUGUAGCUAUAAUGUUGUCAACCAUUUUGGCUGUGAUGUGCUGGCAAUUAUCAAGUUGGCAUGCUCAGACACUUUUGUCAAUGAUAUUGCACUUAUGGUGUCAGGAGUCCUUGUGCUAUUCAUCCCUUGUGUUCUGGUAAUGCUCUCCUAUGUGUAUAUAAUCAAGACCAUCCUGCGCAUCCGCUCUUCAGAAGGCCAGCAACGAGCCUUCUCCACUUGCAUUUCUCACCUGACUGUGGUCAUCCUCUGCUAUGGCACAGCAGUAGUUACUUACAUGACUCCUAAAACCGAUAACUCCUCCAACCGGGACAAGAUACUGUCUUUCCUCUAUGCAGUGGUGACGCCCAUGCUCAACCCUCUCAUAUACAGCUUAAGGAAUAAGGAGGUUAAAGGAGCCCUAACAAAAAUAGCUCUGAGGAAAAAUAUCCUCUUGGAAAGGCAAUGA
Sphaerodactylus townsendi is the source of this 961-nucleotide messenger RNA. RefSeq names its product olfactory receptor-like protein OLF3. The coding region runs from base 11 to 961 and encodes 316 amino acids. Gene Ontology annotation, molecular function: olfactory receptor activity; G protein-coupled receptor activity. NCBI's taxonomy places the organism in Eukaryota, Metazoa, Chordata, Lepidosauria, Squamata, Sphaerodactylidae. The record is from RefSeq and is a predicted model, not a curated record. The transcript has a single exon. Gene Ontology annotation, biological process: G protein-coupled receptor signaling pathway. Gene Ontology annotation, cellular component: membrane.